Molecule: messenger RNA, 1046 nt
Organism: Trichechus manatus latirostris (Florida manatee)
Lineage: Eukaryota; Metazoa; Chordata; Mammalia; Sirenia; Trichechidae
Gene: AIPL1
Product: aryl hydrocarbon receptor interacting protein like 1
Exons: 6
Coding region: 18-1004 (328 amino acids)
Molecular function (GO): protein binding; peptidyl-prolyl cis-trans isomerase activity
Source: RefSeq, a predicted model, not a curated record
UCCCUGCCUCAGGAGCCAUGGACACGGCACUGCUCUUGAACGUGGAGGGGAUAAAGAAGACCAUUCUGCACGGGGGCACAGGGGACCUCCCAAACUUCAUCACUGGAUCCCGAGUGACCUUUCACUUCCGCACCACAAAAUGUGACGAGGAGCGGACGGUGAUAGACGACAGCAAGCAGGUGGGCCAGCCCAUGCACAUUAUCAUUGGGAACAUGUUCAAGCUGGAGGUCUGGGAGAUCCUGCUGACGUCCAUGCGGGUCGGCGAGGUGGCCGAGUUCUGGUGCGAUACCAUUCACACGGGUGUCUACCCCAUCCUGUCCCGGAGCCUGCGGCAGAUGGCCGAGGGCAAGGAUCCCACGGAGUGGCAUGUGCACACGUGCGGGCUGGCGAACAUGUUUGCCUACCACACGCUGGGCUACGAGGACCUGGACGAGCUGCAGAAGGAGCCGCAGCCACUGACCUUCGUGAUCGAGCUGCUGCAGGUGGAGGCCCCGAGUGAGUACCAGAGGGAGACCUGGAACCUGAGCAACGUGGAGAAGAUGCAGGCGGUGCCCAUCCUGCACGGAGAAGGCAACCGGCUCUUCAAGCUGGGCCGCUUCGAGGAAGCUUCCACCAAGUACCAGGAAGCCAUCGUCUGCCUGCGGAACCUGCAGACCAAGGAGAAGCCCUGGGAGGUGCAGUGGCUGAAGCUGGAAAAGAUGAUCAACACCCUGAUCCUCAACUACUGCCAGUGCCUGCUGAAGAAGGAGGAGUACUACGAGGUGCUGGAGCACACCAGCGACAUCCUGCGACACCACCCAGGCAUGGUGAAGGCCUACUAUGUGCGGGCGCGGGCGCACGCGGAGGUGUGGAAUGAGGCGGAGGCCAAGGCGGACCUCCAGAAAGUGCUGGAGCUGGAGCCGUCCAUGCAGAAGGCCGUGCGCAGGGAGCUGCAGGUGCUGGAGAACCGCAUGGAGGAGAAGCGUGAGGAGGAGCGGCUGCGCUGUCGGAACAUGCUGCGCUAGGGCGGGCCUGGGGCCGGGGAGCUACCGCCAGGCCCCCGGGCU